UCGAGCACCAUUCGGAAGUCUCGUUUCUCGAUUUAGAGAGAUUGCUGAUGACAUUAGUCCAGGUUACGAUUUCUAUUCCCGGAUGUUCCAAUAUCAUAAAACAUUUAUAAUUCAAUCGAAUGUAUUUCUAGCACCCGAUAAAUAUGACGUAGUAGCAGGAAAUAUUUCUUAUGAAUCUGCAAAACUUUAUAAAAAUAAUUACGAAAGAUCAAUAUGUCGUUCAACAUCGGAAAAGAUCGUGACUCCUUAUAGGAAGGAGAAAUUAAUCAAAUAUAAAGAAGUAAAAAAAGUUUCUGAGAGAAGUUACGUACAUCAUGCUGUUUUUAAAUCAAGAACAGAUAGAUUUCGUAGAAUUGUUAAAGGGAUCGAUGCGCCAGAUCCUGGAGCUUACGAAGCUUUAACCUCCUUCAAGGCUAAUCGUGAUCGAUGCGACUUCCUCUGCCGACGUUUGGCUCCACCCUUCCUUUCGAGUGCCCGUCGUGUUCUCGAGAUUACCAAAGGAAUCGAUAUGACAGUACCAGCUUCGACACAUUAUACCAUCCUGUAUGACAUAUCAAAAGGAGUCAAGGGAGGUGUGAUAUCGUAUUCACGACGUGAUAAGGAGAAGAGAACGAAGAUACCUGGACCCCAGUACUAUUGUAUAAAUCCUUACAUCGAGUCGUCUGUAUUGAAGAAAUCUUUCAACGUUACUUUGGGUAAAGAAAAGUUCAUAGGGGAAAAGAAAAGUGUAAAAGGUCGAUUGCAACGUGGUUACACGAGGAAAACUCUAAGAUGUUUCUCUAAAUCUUACAAGGAUUAUCGACAUUGUCCUAUAACGUGUUUGACAGUAUCGCGACGGUGAUUCGCGACUUUUUUUUUCUUUUUUUUUUUCUUCUCUUUUUUUUUUUUCUUUUUUUUAUUUAUAUAUAUAUAUAUAUACAUAAAAAUAUUAAAUUCGAAUUUAUCUAUUUUGACGAUAUACAGAGGA
Molecule: messenger RNA, 967 nt
Organism: Vespa crabro (European hornet)
Lineage: Eukaryota; Metazoa; Arthropoda; Insecta; Hymenoptera; Vespidae
Product: sperm-tail PG-rich repeat-containing protein 2-like
Exons: 4
Coding region: 83-841 (252 amino acids)
Source: RefSeq, a predicted model, not a curated record